UACUGGGAGAGAAGUUCAAAAGUUAUGUUGAAUUCUUGUGCGGAUGUGAAUUUGUCUGAACCUUCAAGGAUAAUCCUGGUCAGAUCCGCAGUCCUCCCUUUGAGCUGGACUGUGGCUCAAUCACCGCAUCAAACUGAAAUCACAUUAUUGUUAAUUUGAUUACCUUGCUAGGAUAUUAAAAAAAUACAAUGAAAUAGCACAUUAUUUGAGAAAUGUAUCAAAUAGUCCUGUUUAAGGUUGACUGGAUGACUAUAAAACCCAUGACACUACAAUCUUUAGAAAAACCAUCCCGUGAGCUGGAUUUCCUAUGACCGUGGCUCUGUCUGAGUGAUCCAAGUCGCUUCCGCCUUUUUAUUAUCCGGCUGUAAUCCUCAGCAGCCAGUGAGCUGCCAAACGGGAUCUUAGGAGCAGAGUAAACCUCAACCUGAAGUCUUCACCUUCCCAUCACAUCCCGCUGCAGGAAGAGGAGAUGAGAGGAGCUCUCUAACAGGACAGAGAUCAUUCUGCUUGUGCUGAUUGAUUUAAAAAGAAGAAGCAGCCAACAGGGAUAAAAAUAUUUAUGUUUUUGGAUCUAAAAUCCAAAAUUGUAGUCAGCUUUUCCAGAAGCGGAAGAAAAACAACACGGUAAAGCGAUGGACAUCGGUGGUUUGGAAACUGUCGUAGCAAACUCAGCUUACGUGUCAGCCCGAGGCGGCGCGGAUGGAUGUGCAGCAGCCGCCAUGCGUGACAAAAAAAUGCGUGCCAGGCUGAAACUUCCUCACAUCAGAGACUGCCAACACAUGAAGACCACUGUAGACACAACCUUUGAAAGCAUGUGUACCAAACAGCCCAUCGGCAAGCGCUUGUUUCAGCAGUUCCUCCAGAGUAGUGCCGCCUACAAAGAUGCUGGAGAGCUAUGGAAAGACAUAGAAGACUACGAUAUAAGUCAGGAAACCGACAGGUUGCAGAAGGCCCGGAGAAUGGUCAACACGUAUUAUGAGACGGCUUCAAAGCAUUUCUGCAGUUUCCUCGAGGAGAAAGCCAUCAUUCGCAUUAAAGAAGACCUGAAGAACGCCCGUGCUGACCUGUUCAAGGAAAGUGAGCAGCAGCUGCUCCAACACCUGGAGAAGAAGGCCUUAGAUGAGUUCAAGAACAGCAUGUUCUUCCUACGUUUCGUUCAGUUCAAAUGGCUGGAGAGCCAGCCCUUUGAUGAAGAGUGGUUCAUGGACUUCAGGGUUCUAGGUAAAGGAGGGUUUGGGGAAGUGUUUGCCUGUCAGGCGAAAGCAACGGGUAAAAUGUACGCCAACAAGAAGUUGGAGAAGAAGAGACUUAAAAAACGCAAAGGCUACGAGGGAGCGAUUGUGGAGAAGCGUAUCCUUGCAAAAGUUCACAGCCGUUUUAUAGUGACACUGGCUUAUGCAUUCCAGACCAAGACUGACCUUUGUCUGGUCAUGACCAUUAUGAAUGGGGGAGAUCUCAGAUUUCACAUGUAUAACGUAGACGAGAAGAAUCCAGGGUUUGAUGAGAAGAGAGCACGGUUUUACACAGCUCAGAUUAUCUGUGGGUUGGAGCAUCUUCAUCAGCACAGGAUCAUCUACCGGGACCUGAAGCCAGAGAACGUUCUGCUGGACGACACAGGUCAUGUCCGGCUGUCAGAUUUGGGUCUUGCUGUCGAGCUUCCACCUGGAAAGGAUAAAACUACAGGCUAUGCUGGGACUCCAGGUUUCAUGGCUCCAGAGUUGCUACAGAAGAUAGAAUAUGACUACACGGUGGACUACUUUACUUUGGGUGUCACCCUGUACGAGAUGAUUGCUGCUAAAGGUCCAUUUAGAGUACGAGGAGAACAGGUGGAAAACGACGAGGUUGCUAGAAGAACCUUGAAUGAUCCUGCUUUCUACCCGCCGAGCUUCAGCAAGGAGUGCAAAGACCUUUGUGAAGGUCUGAUGGAGAAGGACCCGCAAAAACGACUGGGCUUCAAAGACAAUGAAUGCACAGAGCUCAAAAAUCAGCCAUUCUUCAAAGAAAUUAACUGGGGACGCCUGGAAGCAGGCGUGCUACCUCCACCAUUUGUCCCUGAUCCCAAAAUGGUCUACGCCAAAGAUAUUGAUGAAGUGGGUGUGUUCAGCACAAUCAAAGGAGUGGUCCUGGACGACAAGGAUGCAGAGUUUUACAAUGACUUUGCUUCUGGAAACAUCCCAAUUCCCUGGCAGGAAGAGAUGAUAGAGACGGGCGUGUUUGGAGAAAUGAACGUCUGGGACGAGGGCGGCAAGCUGCCCAAUGAUCUCGACCCAAACUACAUAGAGGCCAAAGGUGGAGCCUGUGUGCUGCUGUGAGCGAGAGACGGCUCACAUGGAACUGAUAACAGAGUUUUCAGUGAAGAUGUUUUGUCUUCUCUUACCAACCGAAACUCCUUUGAACCAGGUUUGAUUUAGGGUCACAGGGUCAAUUAAGAGAGAAACGUAGAGAAACUCCCUGCAGGAGAGAGGUGGGUGGAAGGCACCGUGUACGUGACUGAUAAGAUAUAAAAGGAGAAUUUUAUGUGUUAAGCUUCACUUCCUUCCUUCCUUCUUCCUUCUUCUCUCUUACUUUUCUUUUCUCAGGCGCUGAUAUUUACUCUGAUUUUCUAAAUAAAAUAUCUAAAGAUAAAUGCGCAUUUCUCUGAUUGAUUCAGUGUUUCGCUCUCUCCCAAAACGAUAAAGAUUUUUCCUAAACACCUUUCAGUAAAUCUUAAGCACAAAUACACAACUGCAUUUAUUUUUUAGUCUAUAAAAUAUCACAGUGUUAAAGUAUUACAUAACAAACAUGGCUAAUGUCAAAUGAAUAUAAUGUAAACUUAUAAGAUUAUCUGCCACUGUUGUAUGAAUGAAAAUGUGUCUAUGUACAGAUGUUGUAGAAAAUAAUAGUUAAAAGCAUUUAAUAAAAAUGUGACAAGCAAAAAUAUAUUCUGUCUUCCUCCUCUUAAAGGGUUUGAAAUUAAAAUAUAUUUUUCCUUUCACAAAAUGGGUUUGAAUUU
Messenger RNA from Xiphophorus couchianus (Monterrey platyfish), 2992 nucleotides. It is a transcript of the gene grk1b, whose product is annotated as G protein-coupled receptor kinase 1 b. The coding region runs from base 633 to 2312 and encodes 559 amino acids. Gene Ontology annotation, molecular function: ATP binding; G protein-coupled receptor kinase activity. The record is from RefSeq and is a predicted model, not a curated record. NCBI's taxonomy places the organism in Eukaryota, Metazoa, Chordata, Actinopteri, Cyprinodontiformes, Poeciliidae. Gene Ontology annotation, biological process: regulation of signal transduction; signal transduction; protein phosphorylation. Gene Ontology annotation, cellular component: cytoplasm. The transcript has 8 exons.